CAGCGGAAGUCCCGCCCAGCCUCGGAGAAGCUUCCGGCUCUAACUGCUCGGGGUUUACGCGGACGCAGCGGAGCUAGAGGGGCCGAAAUGGUGCUGCUGGAGAGCGAGCAGUUCCUGACAGAGCUGACCAGGCUCUUCCAGAAGUGCCGGACAUCGGGCAGCGUGUACAUCACUUUGAAGAAGUAUGAUGGUCGCACUAAACCCAUCCCCAAGAAGGGUCCUGUGGAGGGCUUUGAGCCCGCAGACAACAAGUGUCUGUUAAGAGCUACGGAUGGGAAAAAGAAGAUCAGCACUGUGGUGAGCUCCAAAGAAGUGAAUAAGUUUCAGAUGGCUUAUUCAAACCUGCUGAGAGCUAAUAUGGAUGGUCUGAAGAAGAGGGACAAAAAGAACAAGAAUAAGAAGACCAAACCAGCACAGUGAAGGGCACCGCAUUCCCUGGUUUCACCAACUAACCACUGAAUUGCUAUUUUUCCUUUGAUUUUUCCUUUUGGCUACAUAGCUAGGUUUCUGCUUCCCCCGCAGUAGCUGUUUUCAUGUAAGAUUUAGGGUCAUUUUGAAGAGAAGAAAGGUUACAGUGUUUAUAAGGUAGUUGGUGGUAAGAAGCCAGUUUAUUUUAUAUCCGGCUCAUUGGUUUGUGCUGCAUGGUUGUAUAGCCCUGGAUUAUAGAUUAGAAGUUUCUGUAGUCAUCCCUGUGAAGAACAAUGUAUCAUUAAAUAUGACUGUUUAUCAGCA
This is a messenger RNA of Carlito syrichta (Philippine tarsier), 732 nucleotides long. RefSeq names its product signal recognition particle 14 (gene SRP14). The record is from RefSeq and is a predicted model, not a curated record. Gene Ontology annotation, molecular function: 7S RNA binding; endoplasmic reticulum signal sequence receptor activity. Gene Ontology annotation, biological process: SRP-dependent cotranslational protein targeting to membrane. Bases 88 to 420 code for a protein of 110 amino acids. NCBI's taxonomy places the organism in Eukaryota, Metazoa, Chordata, Mammalia, Primates, Tarsiidae. Gene Ontology annotation, cellular component: signal recognition particle, endoplasmic reticulum targeting. The transcript is spliced from 5 exons.